Emys orbicularis (European pond turtle) is the source of this 393-nucleotide messenger RNA. It is a transcript of the gene THRSP, whose product is annotated as thyroid hormone responsive. Bases 1 to 393 code for a protein of 130 amino acids. The record is from RefSeq and is a predicted model, not a curated record. Lineage: Eukaryota; Metazoa; Chordata; Testudines; Emydidae. Gene Ontology annotation, cellular component: cytosol. The transcript has a single exon. Gene Ontology annotation, biological process: regulation of lipid biosynthetic process.
AUGGAAGAGUACUUCUCUGCAAUCCGCAAGAUGGAACAUGCGGUUAUGUUUCCCAGCCUCCUCAGAGGCGUCUACAUGGAACAACAGGAUGACACAUCCACUGGUGAUUUUGGCAACAGGGACCUGUACGAGUAUUACAUGCAACUGAAAUCCAUCAAACUCGCGGUGGAGGGUAGACUGGCGCCUCUAAAUGAAAGCAAACACCAAAUCACCAGCAGAGAAGAAGUACAAGAGAACGGAGAGGAGGCCGAUCUUGAAGGACUGCUUUAUCAUCACUUUACAGGCUUGUAUCGUGUCCUGACCCAUCUGACCAGAAAAGCCAAUGCCCUGACCAGAAAAUACAAUGAAAUUAUAGGACAGAUCAACCAGAGUGAAAUUACGCUUACCUGGUGA